This is a messenger RNA of Branchiostoma belcheri (Belcher's lancelet), 4015 nucleotides long. RefSeq lists its product as uncharacterized. Gene Ontology annotation, biological process: monoatomic ion transport. Gene Ontology annotation, molecular function: protein binding; extracellular ligand-gated monoatomic ion channel activity. NCBI's taxonomy places the organism in Eukaryota, Metazoa, Chordata, Leptocardii, Amphioxiformes, Branchiostomatidae. The record is from RefSeq and is a predicted model, not a curated record. Gene Ontology annotation, cellular component: membrane.
UAUACUCUGGUUAUUUCCUCCACCUUAGGAGACCCCGGCUCCAGUAACAUCAGUGAGCCAUUCCUAUUGGUAGCUGACAGGGAUGGAGAAAUCAUUCUCCAAGUUAACAUCACUUCCGGAUCGACCACCACGCUUCCGCUCGGAGAUGUAGGAGUGCCCGACGCCCUGGACUACGACCCGCUCACGGACUACGUGUACUGGGCAGAUAACCGGAACCAGAAAAUCCACCGGGCUCGUCGUGAUGGAAGUGGCAGGGAGACCAUCUUAGACAUCACCGGUGAGUUAUCCAAGUCAGACUUGACCAAGACUGUCCUGGUGGAGGGUCUGGUAUGGCCAUGGGGCAUCUGCCUCUCCACGGCAGCGCCUCCUGGCGUCACCACUGUGAUCCCUACAUCACCAACAACAACAACUGUGAAGACAAGCACAGCUCCAGUCAUUACACCUACCACUGCCGAGGGAAUCACGACUCCGGUCAUCACACCUACCACUGCCGAGGGAAUCACGACUCCGGUCAUCACACCUACCACUGAUGAGGGAAUCACGACUCCGGUCACUACGCUAUUGCAAGGCGGUUGUCCAAUGGGUUACACCGCACACGGGGAUUCGUGCUUCAAGGCGUACAACCAAGUCAAAACCUACAGUCAGGCCAGACAGGUGUGUGCAGCGGACGGGGGGCUCCUCGCCAUGCCGAAGGACAGAGAAGUGGACGACUUCUUGAUGGACCUCAAGAACGACGUGGAUCCCAACUCUCCUUUCUGGUUGGGCCUGAACAAUCAGAACGGAGAGGGAGGGUGGGCGUGGGAAGACGGGACUCCAUACAGCCCAGCCGCAGACUGGACUGGGUGGCAGCCCGGGGAACCCAACAGUAACGGAGAAGGCUGUGUCAACCACCUCGGGGCCGGAUGGAACGACGCGCCGUGCUCGUCCGCAUUCAACUUCAUCUGCCAGCUAAAGGACGCGAUCCGCUGCCCCCUCGGGUACUUCCGGUGCGGACACGGGCAUGCCUGCACCCUGACCUGGAGGCGGUGUGACGGGAGGACGGACUGUUCGGACGGGAGUGACGAGGACGGUUGUGAGUGCCUGCCGAUUCCUGUGGAUUUCAACCUCGGCGGUAGACUUACAAUGUUACCCAAUCAGCUGGGUCAGACGACGUUUGAAGAGAUACAGAAUUCCUCUGCUGUGGACCUGCUCAUUAGUUCGCCCACAGACGGACAGAACCGACAUCCCGAGUUCCGGGAAUUCGCAUCUACAGUGAUUUUCCCGCAAUGUGCUGUACCCAAAGAGAACGACACUACCUGCUCUUUGUCUCAUCAUGCAGACAACGCGACCUCUUGCAUGAACAAACCACUGCUACCGUGCCGUUCGUGGUGUGAGGAAGUCCUCAACAUGGCUGAUACCCGGAUGAAGAAGCGGUUCCCUACCUGUGACUUGUUUCCACCACCACAGCACGGCUGUUGGAACCCUGAACCAGCGACUAGGAACGGCGAAGUGAAUUUCGAGGAUAGUCUGAAAGCCGACCUGCUCGAUGUGUACAAUCUCAACCUGGCACCUGAGCCUGUUAGGCGUACCCAGCCUGAGAACCCUACCGGCACUGACAACCCUACCGACACGGACAACCCUAUUGUCGCUAGGGUUGUCCGCGACACUGACAACCCUACCAACACUGACAACCCUACCGACACUGACAACCCUACCGGCACUGACAACCCUACCAGCACUGACAACCCUACCGGCACUGGGAACCCUACCGGCACUGGGAACCCUACCGGCACUGGGAACCCUACCGGCACUGGGAACCCUGCUGAGACUGACAACCCUAACGAGGCAGAGACCCCUACUCGGAUUGAGAACCACAUCCGACCCGUCAUCAGCUUUAAUGGAUCUGUAGAACAGAUCGUCGACUUGGAGGAAAAGAAGGAGCAGCUAGUUGCCUCUGUCGUCAUCCAUUUCACAUGGCAGGACAGCCGGUUGAGCUGGGAUCCAAAGUACUACGACAACAUCGAGACUAUCAGCGUCCCUGGCAGCAGCAUCUGGACCCCUACAUUUACUCUGAAGGGGAAUGCUAAUCCUUUAUACCAAGGCCUACCAAAAAAUGUUCCGGUCUGGAUCAGUAGCAAUGGCCAGGUAAUCUGGAGGGUAGAAACCCUGACCACCACCGUGUGUGAUGCGGACCCCUUCUACUUCCCUGCAGACACCAUGGAAUGCAACAUCUGCUUUGCUGCAUUUUCUGCAACCAUCGAAUGCCAAAAUGGCAGUGCCUGUGGUGUCCUGUCUAACCAACAACUGGAGGGCGAAUGGUAUCGGAAGGACAUGUUCUCCGCAAAAGGCAAGACGGAGGCGUGCUUCACUGUUCAGCUGGAGAGGAUCCCGCUGUUCCACAUCGCCACUACUGUUGGACCCUGUGUCAUCCUGGUGGCGCUCAUGGUCAUCACAUUCGUCAUGCCACUGGACAGGGGGGACCGGAUCUCGUUCGGAGUGACCAUUCAACUCUCCGUGGUCGUGUCUCUCGUGUUCGUGACGGAUGUGCUUCCUGUCAAGGGGGCGCUGCCAUUUUUCGCCUCGCUGAUCGUCGUGUGCAUGGCGCUGAUGGGACUUUUCCUCUUCUUCACCAUGGCCAUCAUCACCAUUCAUGACAGGCAGGGGAGCCUGUCUCCAAUGGCGAAGACCUUCUUUCUCCGUUACAUGGCAAAGUGCCUACUGCUCGGAGAUCUGACAGAGAAGAAGGUCGUAAGCGACGAUGGAGAGACUGGUCCCAGCAGCAGGAAGCUGGCCUGGCCUGAGCGCACCAACCGCGUCUCUCCUGCCGAUGCCCCGGCGGUGGUCGACGUGCAAAGCCCGGCUGAUGUCCGCGAGACAGCCCGUCAGCCGUCCGCGCCGCCCACGCGCCUGGAGGCCGCGGUCUCACGCCUGGAGGUUGCCAUGUCCUCCGCCUCCCGUAACAUGGAGGAGCUGGCCGAGGCCAUGAAGAAUGAGCAGGAGGUGUCUGACUACACCCUGCUGGCUAAGGUCCUGGACAGGCUCUGCCUUGUCAUGUACGUCAUCAGCAUUGCCGUGGCCGUGCCCAUGACCAUGUAUCUGGGCAAGUAAAUUAGAGUUGUGUAAACGUGCCUUAACACAACCAAAAAAAAGUGCGACUUGAUUGCUAGGCUUUGAUUCAGCUUUAAGUAACAUGCAUGUGCAGCCAGGACAUGCCCUUACAAGGGCUGUAGUCCUUUGAAAACUUUAGUAAGGUAGUAACCCCACUGGUGGAACAAACAAACUAAAUUUGCAUCUUUAGUAUGUUCAAUACCAUACGAAGGUGAAUGUGUGCAAUGGAGCCUAUAGCUCCUAUGGAGCAUAUAAAGCAGACAACAUAUAUAUCUAAGUUAAGUUACGUAUCUAACCAGGAAAGACUUGUACUUUUAGAUAGUGAGUCGCCUUCUUGGCGGUAUCUUGCACCUCAUAUCUUAGAUCGCAUAUUUUAUCUGUAAACUCUUGGUUCAUCAAACUCUUCAAACAAAUGAUCUGUCCGUGACACUUAGUCUUUGUAAGUAUAGGUUCCCUGUGUAAACAGACAUGAACACAUCUUGACUGUAACAAUUGCAUUUACUUUCAUCUAUUGAUACCUUCAUCUGCUAUCUAUUCAGCUCAGAGGACAUUUAUACACAGCCGGAGCUAACGAACUAAUCAGAUAGGGUUAGUCUUGAGACCAAUGGGGAACAACCGGAAAAGAGAAAUUAUCCAGCUGUUACAUGUAGACUGCUUUUUCUUGAUCUGUAAAGAAUUUUGCGUUAGGAUAACAAGUAGCUUUUGUGUAAUUAUAGUAAUUAUGACCAAGAAUGUGUGUUUAUCUCAUAUUCGUAUAAUUGGUAUAUAAACCAAUAUAUCAUAUAUGUAUCAUUUUAUCAUGUUUCUGCAUGCAACAGUGUGAGUCAGUCAGCCUGGAUCCCAUAUGAACAUUAUGGCGAUAAGAACUGUGGUUAACAAUGAACUAAGAAUACAACUUGUAUGUGGGGAUUCAGGUUUAUCUGAGCUU